This is a messenger RNA of Canis lupus familiaris (dog), 1182 nucleotides long. RefSeq names its product protein phosphatase 1 regulatory subunit 3D (gene PPP1R3D). Gene Ontology annotation, biological process: regulation of glycogen biosynthetic process. NCBI's taxonomy places the organism in Eukaryota, Metazoa, Chordata, Mammalia, Carnivora, Canidae. Gene Ontology annotation, molecular function: glycogen binding; protein phosphatase 1 binding. Gene Ontology annotation, cellular component: protein phosphatase type 1 complex. The coding region runs from base 1 to 900 and encodes 299 amino acids. The record is from RefSeq and is a predicted model, not a curated record. The transcript has a single exon.
AUGUCCGGAGGCUGGGGCUCGGCGGCCCUGCCCCCCGGCCCCGGGGCCCGGAAGCCCGCCCCGCGGAGCCUCAGCUGCGUCUCCGACCUGGACGGCGGCGCGGCCCCCGAGCCGCGGCCCUGCAGGCCCCCCGGGAGCCCGGGCCGCGCGCCGCCGCCGCCACCCGCGCCGUCCGGCUGCGACCCCCGCCUGCGGCCCAUCAUCCUGCGGCGGGCGCGCUCGCUGCCCAGCUCGCCCGAGCGCCGCCAGAAGGCCGGGGGCGCGUCGGGGGCCGCGUGCCGCCCGGGCUGCAGCCGGCAGCUCCGCGUGCGCUUCGCCGACGCGCUGGGCCUGGAGCUGGCGCAGGUCAAGGUGUUCAACGCGGGCGAGGACCCGGCCGUGCCGCUGCACGUGUUGUCGCGCCUCGCCAUCAACUCGGACCUGUGCUGCAGCAGCCAGGACCUGGAGUUCACCCUGCAGUGCCUGGUGCCCGACUUCCCGCCGCCCAUCGAGGCCGCCGACUUCGCCGAGCGCCUGGCGCAGCGGCUCAUCUGCCUGGAGCGCGUCACCUGCUCGGACCUGGGCAUCAGCGGCACAGUGCGCGUGCGCAACGUGGCCUUCGAGAAGCAGGUGGCGGUGCGCUACACCUUCUCGGACUGGCGCAGCGCGCACGAGGCGGUGGCCCGGUGGCGCGGCCCGGCGGGCGCCGGGGGCACAGAGGACGUCUUCGCCUUCGGCUUCCCGGUGCCGCCCUUCCUGCUGGCGCUCGGCUCCCGCGUGCACUUCGCGCUGCGCUACCGGGUGGCGGGCGCCGAGUAUUGGGACAACAACCACGGCCGCGACUACAGCCUCACGUGCCGCAACCACGCGCUGCACAUGCCUCGCGGGGAGUGCGAGGAGAGCUGGAUCCACUUCAUCUGAGGGCGUCCCUCGAGCCCAGCCGCGGGGGCCUCGUCGCUGGGCUCCCCCAUCCUGGCGGUGACUGUUCCCCCCCCACGGCCUGGGCCUUCUGACUUCAGCUUCUGCUCCAAGGCCCCCAGGCUGUGGCCCUUUCCAUCGUCUACUUGAAACGUCUGUGUCCCUAGGUCUAAAGAGUAGCCUCAGGUGGCCAGAAGGCCGUGGUAUAAUGCGCCGGGGGAGGGUGCUGGGUGGGCGGAGGAUGCAUGGCGGUGUUCGCCCCUCUGGAGAGGGCCUAGGCGGGGU